AUGAGAAUUUUACAAUUUCUUAAUAUAACACAUAAUACAUUAAGAAUUGGUCUUGUCUCUCAUAUUGGGCAACGACGACAUCAAUUUUUUACGAGAAAAAUAUUUAACUUUGAACAAACUGUUCGAGAAGCAACAAAUUUUAGAACAUAUAAUUCAUAUAGCUCUAAGGUUGAAUUUAAUUCUCUCUCUGCAUCGAAAGUUUCCAAUACCAACGAGAAUGAUGCUGUUAUUAGUACAUUUGAUCUCUUUAGUAUUGGUAUUGGUCCAUCCUCAAGUCAUACCGUCGGUCCAAUGCGAGCUGCCAAGAAAUUUAUAGAAGAACUAAAACAAAAUAAUGUAUUUCAUAAGAUUACAAGAAUUCGUAUUGAUCUAUAUGGAUCACUUGCUCUAACUGGCAAAGGCCAUGGUACCCCUAAUGCAAUUUUAAUGGGAUUGGAAGGAGAGACUCCAGAUGAGAUAGAUACGGCAAAAAUAGUACCACGGAUUGCACAAAUAUACGAAACAGAAAAACACAUUAUUUUUCAUUAUCAUGAAUCUUUACCUAUACAUCCUAAUGGUAUGCGAUUUAUUGCUUUCGAUGAACAAGGAGAUUGUGUAGCCUCCAGUGAAUUUUUUUCAACUGGCGGAGGAUUUAUUAUUGGUGAAACCGAAAUCCAUGAAAAUAGGAAAAAUAUUUUUCGCAAAAAUAAUAAUGAUCUUAUUAAACAAAAACAAAAUGCUAUGUCUUCCGCAUUUCCAUUCAGUACUGCCGGAGAACUUUUACAAAUUUGUAAACGGGAGAACAUGACCAUUGCUCAAAUGGUCUAUCAGAACGAAUUGCAGUGGCGCAGUAAAGGAGAAAUAAAAAAAAAGGUAAUGGAGAUAUGGAAUAUAAUGGAUCAAAGUAUACGAAACGGAUGUCUAAGCACAGUAGAAUAUUUGCCGGGUUCUUUAAAAGUUCGUAGAAGGGCACCAGGAUUAUACAAUAAGCUUUUAAAAGACAUGUAUCCUCAAAACUCAUCAAAUUAUACUGCAAUAAAAAAUUCAUUAUUACAACCUUUAGCAGCGGCCACUAGAAAGUCAAUAACAGUAAACGUUUUAGAUGUUAUUUCGGUUUAUGCUAUUGCUGUAAAUGAAGAAAAUGCAGCAGGUGGUAAAGUUGUUACAGCUCCUACUAAUGGGGCAAGUGGCGUUAUUCCUGCUGUUCUUAAAUAUUAUCUGGAAUUCAUAUCAGAGCAAAGUUCUGAAAAAGAAAUUAUGGAUUUUUUAUUUACAAGUGCCGCUAUUGGCAUGCUUUAUAAAAAAAGAGCUAGCAUUAGCGCAGCAGAGAUGGGUUGUCAAGGAGAAAUCGGUGUUGCUUGUAGCAUGGCGGCAGCAGCGUUUGCCGCAGUAAUGGGAGGCACCCUAGAACAGAUUGAAGAUGCCGCAGAAAUCGGUAUGGAACACAAUCUCGGAUUAACCUGCGAUCCGAUUGAUGGGUUAGUACAGAUACCGUGUAUUGAGCGAAAUGCAUUAGGUGGGAUAAAAGCACUAGGAGCUGCUCAGCUUGCAUUAAGGAGCAGAUCGGUCGCAAAAGUUACACUCGAUCAAGUAAUUGAAACAAUGCGUCAAACUGGUAUAGAUAUGCAAACAAAAUAUAAAGAAACAAGCCAAGGAGGAUUGGCAGUUAAUGUUCCACUUUGUUAG
Molecule: messenger RNA, 1665 nt
Organism: Rhizophagus irregularis DAOM 181602=DAOM 197198
Lineage: Eukaryota; Fungi; Glomeromycota; Glomeromycetes; Glomerales; Glomeraceae
Source: RefSeq, a predicted model, not a curated record